Manduca sexta (tobacco hornworm) is the source of this 2614-nucleotide messenger RNA. RefSeq names its product bestrophin-4 (gene Best1). The transcript has 13 exons. Lineage: Eukaryota; Metazoa; Arthropoda; Insecta; Lepidoptera; Sphingidae. The coding region runs from base 315 to 2444 and encodes 709 amino acids. Gene Ontology annotation, molecular function: chloride channel activity. The record is from RefSeq and is a predicted model, not a curated record.
UAAUUUAGUAGUUAUGUGCACAGUUAUGUGGCUUGCCUAGUGUGUAUGUGGUGACCGGUCUAUCGUACUUCGCGGAAUUAGCAAAUACUUAGUGAAAUAAUGUUAGAAUAUAAUAUAGACAAGUUUAGUACUCUACCUUUUGCUUAAAACUUUUAACAAAUUUAAUAGUGAUAAUACAGUUGUAAUUUAUAAGACAAGAUUUCGUAAUGAUUCGUGUAUACGGUUAUUUUUUUAUAGCCAUUUUGCUAAAAUAAAGUUUAUUUAAAUUAUAUUUUAUACUGUGAUAAUUAUCAUAGGUAUAUUUAAUUAGCAAAAUGACUGUAACAUACACUGGUGAAGUUGCAACUUGCCGAGGAUUUGGCACGUUUUUGAAGGUUUUAUAUCGAUGGCGGGGGAGCAUAUACAAACUAGUUUGGUUGGACCUUUUGGUGUUUUUAUUACUAUAUUACGUUCUGAAUUUGACGUACCGUUUGCUACUGGAUGAAACAUCCAAAAGGAUGUUUGAAGGCGUUGUAAAUUACUGCAGCUUCCACGGCAAUGUGAUACCUCUGUCGUUCGUGUUAGGGUUCUAUGUAACUGUUGUGAUGAACCGCUGGUGGAAUCAGUACACGACUAUACCGUGGCCGGACUCUAUCGCCGUCUUUGUGUCUGCAUCUAUACACGGACAGGAUGAGCGCGGUCGGCUGAUGCGGCGCACGAUUCUGCGUUAUGUUUGUCUCUGCCUCACAAUGGUGCUUAGUAUGAUCUCUCCGAGAGUAAAGAAACGUUUCCCCACGCUCGAUAACUUUGUCGAGGCGGGCUUACUCAAUGAUAACGAGAAAACAAUUCUAGAUAAUUUAAAUACAAAAUUUCCGAAACCUUCAAAACACUGGUUGCCAAUAGUGUGGGCGACGAGCAUUGUGACGAGAGCUCGAAAAGAGGGUCGAAUAAGAGACGAUUUUGCGGUUAAAACUAUCAUAGACGAACUGAAUAAGUUCAGAGGACAAGCAGGACUGUUGUUGAGUUAUGAUACUAUUAGUGUACCAUUAGUGUAUACUCAGGUAGUUACCAUUGCCGUAUAUUCAUAUUUCAUAACAUCUGCAUUGGGCAGUCAAUGGGUUGACAACAAAUUGCAUUCUGGCAGCGACGCGGCGCAUAUUAGCAACAUAGAUCUCUAUUUUCCUAUAUUUACUACGUUAGAGUUCUUCUUCUAUAUGGGGUGGUUGAAAGUGGCCGAGUCACUAAUUAAUCCUUUUGGUGAAGAUGACGACGAUUUUGAAGUAAAUUGGUUAAUUGACAGAGAUUUACAGGUUUCGUACAUGAUUGUGGACGAGAUGCAUCACGAGCACCCUGAACUUAUCAAGGACCAAUAUUGGGACGAAGUGUUCCCUUCGGAGUUACCGUACACGAUAGCCACGGAGAAUCAAAGAGAGGAACAUCCGGAGCCGUCGACGGCGCGCGUGGCGGUGCCCGUGCGGCAGCGCAGCAUGGUCAUGGUGGCGCCCUCCGCCGUCAAGAUCGAUGAGAUGGUCCCAUCCAACACCGUGAGUUACAAGUUCGCCCCGCCAGAGCAAAUACAAAUGAAUGACGAUGCUCAAUCUGGUAUACAUUUUAUCGUCCAUCGAGGGAGUAGCAGAAGAAAGAAAGAAGAUAGGAACUCAAUGGGAUCAUCAAAUUCAAUGGCGUCGCUACAGCAGACACCUAUGACACGAAAUAAUUCGGUUACAUCUAUGUUAAAGAGAUUGUUUUCAAAGGAAGAGCAGAGGCAACCCGGAGUUAAUAACCAGACGGACGGAGCGUCACGUUUCAUAAUAUCUGCGAGCAAUCCCACUCUAAACAAACCGGCCACCGCUGGUGGUAGCAUGAAGAUUGCGAAUGAGGUCAUCGAGGAAGUAGAUGAGCAAGCCACAAUUACAAGUAUGGGCAAACGGCCGGAUGUUAGGCCAACGGCGAUGAGUCUCUUCGCGCAAAAGCCGGCUGCACCCAGUGAUCCAGUCAAUGUUCCUUCGCGAAACUCCAAUCACAACUCUAAAGAGGACACGCGGCUGUCGCAGUCGGCGCCGAACCCGUGGGGCACCGCGGCGGCAGCGCCGGGUGACCGCAGCCCGGCGGCGCGGUCGCUCAGCACGCAGGCGUCGUUCCCGAGCAUGGACGGCGAGCGCCGCCCGCGCCUCGACAGCGACGUCGGCGCCUCGCUCAGCGCCGCCGGCAGCCAGACACUACUAGACGAAGUGGAUGGCGAAGAAGAGCCCGACAUGGACGACUUCGACAGGCUGCGCAGCAUACGAGAACAGCAUCGCAGAGAAAAAUACUUGCAAAAACUGAUGGCGCGAUCAGUUAGUGCACAACAGCGAACUGGAAGUACAGAACUAAUAGAUAAUGAUAUUUUAUUAGAAGAUUUAUUAACACAAUCAGGAGCAUUAAAGAAGGAGGAAAAGAGCGGUCCCAAAGAAGACACCACUUGACAUAGCCGAAGUAUGAUAUUUAUGUGGGAUUAGAUCGACAUCUCAGCGCCUUACAGUAUUAACCAAAAUGUGAUAUGUUAAAAUGAAGUACAAGAACAUGUACGUGGCAGUGUUAGAUUUUAACAUAAAAUCGUUAUCAAAAUGUAAAUAAUAUAUUGUUUUAUUUAAAA